UGGCGCCGGGAGCCGCCCCGCUGCCGCCGCUGCUCCCGCAUGGAGCCGCCCGCCUAGGCACGGCCCGCGGCCGCCCCGCCCUCGCUCCAGGUGAUGCCGGUGACCGGAGUGACGAUGCCGCCGGCGAGGCGGCGGCGGCCGCUGCCGAUGGAGGAGGCGGAGAUGAUGAUGAUGAUGAUGAUGAUGGUGAUGGUGAUGAUGGGCUCCGCCGCCCGGCCCUGCCCCUGAGCGGCAGGGAAGCGCCAGCGGCCGGCUCCCCUCCUCCCCCGAGACCGCCCGGCUCCCCCCGGCCGCCGCCUCCCCCACUCCGUCCUCGAUGUCUCCUCCGCGGCGCGGAGCUCCCUCGGCCGCCUCCCCGCCCUGCCGCUCCUCGCCGCCGUCUCCCUCCCGCCCCGCGGCCCGGCGGCUGCCGGACCCCGCCCGGCGGCGGCACCAUGAAGGUGGAAGCGGGGGACAACUCCAUGAUCAACCUGUCGGUGCAGCAAGUGCUGAGCCUGUGGGCUCACGGCACCGUCCUCCGCAGCCUCACGGAGAUGUGGUACUGGGUUUUCCUCUGGGCUCUCUUCUCCUCUCUCUUUGUCCAUGGUGCUGUGGGAGUGUUAAUGUUUGUGAUGCUGCAGAGGCAUAGGCAGGGGAGGCUGAUAUCUGUCAUUGUGGUCAGCAUUGGAUUUCUGGGUUCUGUAACUGGAGCAAUGAUAACCAGUGCUGCAGUAGCUGGAAUUUACAGAGUAGCAGGAAAGAACAUGGCUCCCCUAGAAGCUCUUGUCUUUGGUGUUGGACAGACAGUACUGACAUUAAUUAUCUCAUUUUCAAGAAUUCUUGCAACGCUUUGAAGCUCAUGUAGAAAGGGGGGAGAAAAAUGUCUUCAGUCUGAAGAGAAGCGUCCUGACAGUGGAUUCAUCAGCUUAUGAACUCGAAUUCUGGUGCAAGAGGAAGGAAGCUAUGUGGAAAGUGCACUACAAAUCUCGAGGCUCAGUCAAAUGAGCAGGCUGUCCUCUAGUGUUGGAACUGCUGCACUCCUGCACUGCGCCUUAACGUGCCUCCAUCGCGGGCCGGGGGGAUCCCUGUGAGAUCCAGGGAUGGAGAUGGAGCACCUGCAGCAGCUGCCAGGCAGGUCCCUGCUUGGUGGUGGCAUCACUGUCCUUAACACCUUGGAAGGAAACAGAGGGGCCGUCCUGAAAGCUGCUCCGUGUGCCAAACUUGGGAUUUGAUUCUGAGCGGGUGGCUGGGUAAGCUCUGGAAUGUAGAAGAAUUCUGUGAAUGUGCACAAUUCUCCUUGAAUUCAGGUGAAAUAGCAAGAUAACUGACUUUUGUGUGUUAGAAGAAUCUCUCUGAAUGCUGAAUAUUCUUGUUCAGCAUUCAAAACAACUGUUAGAUCUGUUUCAAAAUGUAGAUUAAUUUUGAUGGGGUUUAAGAACCACAGCUUUAACAACCCUGAUAUAAUUAGCACUGUGUGAAGAAUGGCUCGUGGCAGUUUCGUUCCUUGGCACAUUUCUUUGUGAUUUUAGCCUGUCAGAAAUCAGGAGUUUAGGGUGACUAUAUGAAGGUUACUAAGUACAAGCCAUUGUGUAUGCACAAACAAAUCUUAAACUGUUGCUUUCCUUGAAAUUACUUUGUCUUAAGCAUACACAUGGCUACCAGCCCUUCUGCAAACCUCAGAGAAAGGGUGCUCAUUGCAAAUGAACUCCCUAUAUUUAAUUAAGCGCUGGUAGGACCCUUACCCCUACAUGCAUUCUGUAAGGAAAACACAAAUACAACAAACUGUCAGAGGAAACCUAUGAGGAAAAUGGAAAGGGUUAACAAUAUGAUGUCUUGGUUUUCUACUGAACAAAAAUAUUAAGUGUAAUAAAAUAGUUACCGUACUCCAAAAAUUUGUAAGUGGGGCAGCACUAAUGUAUUUACUACCUUGUUUCUGAACAUUUUGUAUCUUCGGAAAGGUCAAGAUACCUAGAACUUUCAAAUACUUAGCUAUUAGUGGUUUAUGCUUUUCUAGUUUAAAAGGGACUGAGUGGUGUUGUGCAUGUGAAUGUCAUAAAUGUGAGUGUUUGGAGUAAAGAGAAAUUAAGUCUAAUGACUAAUUAUUUAUGAAAUACAAAAUUAAAAGGGCAUAAAGUUCUGUGAAGAAUGAGGAAUCUUUUACAUCUUUUUUCAGCUUAAUGCUUUUCAGAAGUUGUCUCUUAAUGAUGACGGGGAAUAAAUCACUCAAAGGUUUUGCUGUUAUGAUGUCAAAAAGACUUUCAGGACUGUCAUAAACACUGGCACCUACUGCACACCUAAAAGAAUAUGUUUAAAAUAUAACUUGCAAUCCAGUCAUUGCUUAGUACUUUAAAAUAUAAUGAACUAACAUGUCUGCCUUUAUCUUAUUCCACAUUUCUUUAAAGUGCUAGGAAUGCUAAUAGUAUUUGUUUUCUUUAAAAGCAUCAAAGUCUUGUUUGGAAAACAUACAAAGUUAUGGGCUUUGCAGGGAACAAGUUAAAGUAUAGGUUUAUAAAUAUUUUCAGUGUUAUCUUUACUUUUAAUUGCUUCAAAAAUGUGGCUGAAUACAUAUACUGUCACUGUUUUUGAAUGUCUUCAAAAACUUUCCUGUGGUUUGUUUUUUUGUCUUUUGUCUUUUACUUUUUGCUUAUAAUUUUUGGCACAUGACCGUUGCACUUUAAUAGACAAUGAAAUUAUGACAUCUGUAACAACAAUUGAAACUUUCCCCCAUUGUCUUAAAUUGUGAGAAAACUGGUUUCAGGUAUUUAUGUCAAAUUGAAUAAUAAAGUGAUUGAAGAUAUUUUUCCUAAUGUGCCUUGUUACACAUAUGUUUAGGUGAGAGGAUUUAAAAAAAAUUGUCACGUCUUCAUUCUUGUUCUACUUUGAUUAUUUCUGAUUAAUUUGGUUACUUGAUACAGUGUCUUGUUCAACAGAGUUUAAAACAUUUUAUUUGACAACCUGGAAAUGCUUGUCUGGAUCAAAACCAAACGCAUCACGAAGCACUCGCUGUGUUCGGUAAUUUAGAUUGUCUCAUGCCUUUGUCUCACACUGAAACUUAUUCACAUGUUCCAAAUUCUUAAUUUUUAAUCUAAAUGCUUAAUUUUUGUAGGAGGCUAUUAUGCUGCCACUGGCCAAUGGCUGGCUGUCUUUCACUAAGCUAAACUACAGCAGGCUGCUGCCAACUGAUGAGAUACAUGUGCUUGUAAUGAUGAACUUCAUUCUUCAUUUUAAUUACUGUGCCAAUGAAGUUGUUGCUGUUGUAACUCUCCCCCUUGGACAAGGAGGCAUCUUUGCAGGUUUUAAGCUACCUUUCUCCAAAUAAUUUUUUAUUGCAUAGGUACUUGUAUUCACUUUUAGAAUGUUGUUGUGUGUUUAGCUCUCUCUGCGUUGUAUGGCAUUAUUGCCUGGCAAGAGGGGACAGGCAGAUAAUGUAAUGCUUAAGUGGCCUAACAGGGACAAGGCUUUAUUUGAUAGAAGUUUGUUUUCAGCUGUUUGUUGUGAGGAGUUUAUAAUGAUGAAAAGUUUGUCUGUGAAGUGUUCUUUGAUCACAGCAUGAACGUACUGCUUAAUAACUCCAGCAGUGAAAGAGAGUGUAAGUGGCCUUAUGUCUGCAAAACUUGGAACUUUCAUUCCAUAUCCCUAGAAACCGUGUUGUUAAGCAUAAGGUGCUUUAGUCAGUGUUUGUGUGUGUGUCUGUGUAUAUAUUUAUAUUUGAAUGAGUGAAUGGUGGCUUUGUGGAGUGUGUUUUAUACCUGACACUUGCUAACAACUGAAAUAGCUUUUCCAAUAGAAAAUAGAAUUACUUUAGCUAGCCUCCCCUCCCCCUUCCCCUCUUAAUGAAGCUACAAAGGAAUCUUGUGUGUGAAUGGCACUGAUGGUACCCUGGUUCACCCUUGGACAAUGCAGUGUUGUCCACACAGAUGUUUUAGCACUAUCUUCAAUCAGCUCUGCCUGUCUCUGGAUUGUAUCAAAGUGCACAUUCUGCACUGUGCAGAACAAAUAAUGCAUCGACACAGUUUAAUAUUUGGAAGAAGGGGGAGUACUGAAUAUAUUAUUUAAUGUGGAAAAGCUGUUUUUUUUAGGAGCUGCUGCUAUCAAAGAUUUAAACAUUCCACACACUUUUGAUUUAUCAGUAUGAUCAUAGAAUUGUAAAAUACCAGGUUGGAGGGGACCUCAGCCAUGAUCUGGUCCAACCUUUCCUGUCAAUAGCAUGGUCUAGACAAGGUAGCCCAGCACCAAGUCUUUAAAGUGUCCAGUACUGGGGAGUCCAACACUUCCCUGUGAUUUUGUUCCAAUGGCAUUAUUCCAGUGUCCAACUGGAAUAUCACAAAGUAAUUUGUACAUAUUACCCCUCAUCUUUUCCAUGUGACUGCUUGUAAAAAGGGAGUCUCUUCUUUCUAGCCACCCUUUGAAAAUUGGAAUAUGUUGAUAAAGGCUCCCUUAAGCCUUCUUUCUUCAAGGCAGAAUCAGCCCAGUUCUUUGCUUUUCCUCAUAUGUCAGGCUUCCCAGACCUUUGGUUAUCCCCGUGGCCUUUCUCUGGAGUCUUUUCAGCCUGUCCAUGGUUUUGUGUGUUUUUUGCAUGUCAGGGACCAAAGCUAGACAGAGAGAACCCAGUAUUGCAGAUGUGGCCUGUCAAGUGGCUGAGUGAGAUAAUGGUGAUUUUAACUCUGCUGGUGAUGCUCUUGUUGAUCUAGUCCAUCCAUCAUGUCAAUGAUCCUGUUGGCUUCCUUUGCCAUAACAGCACACUGCUCACUCACAUGGAGCUGCUUGUUCACCAGGACCCUCAGAUCCCUUUCCACAGAGCUGCUCCUCAGACAGGUCCAUCCCAGCCUGUGCUGCACUCCUGCAUUGUGUUUUGCCAGGUGCAAGAUGUUACCCUUGUCCUUGUUGAACUUUAGGAAGUUUUCUGUACAUCCUGUCAAUGUCCUUUUAGUUCUCAGUGUGUAUUUUUCUGCUUUUCCAUCUCUGGUACACUUCUCUUGUGGAUUUGAGCAAAUUCAGAGGUUCACAGUUAAACCAAGGAGGUCUCUUGCUCUGCCUCUUUCCUGACCUUAAAGGGGAUGAGCUGGUUUAGUGUUUCCAGGAGACUGUUGGUGAAGAACUCCCAGUACUUUAUCCUCCUUAGCAACCCUUCCCAUGGGCUAUGAGCGUAGUGAAGUUUGCUCUUCUAAAUCUAAAAUGUUUGUUUUAACACUGACCUUCAGCAUGCUCAGCAGGAUCCCAGUACUGUGACCACGGCAGCUGAGGCUGUCCCUGAUUGGAAUUUUACAAAGCAGGUUUCCUUGGCUUGUAAGUAGCAAGUCCAGCAAUGCCCCAUCCUUGAUUGGCACAUCUAACCAUCUUUAUUCCAAAUCUAUCCUCUACAUACUCCAGGAACCUGAUGGAUAACAUGUGGGAUGCUGUAUUGUUCUUCCAACAGGUGUCUAGGCAGCCAAAAUCACACAUAGAACCAGGUUCUGUUGACCCAAAGCUUUCUUAAGUGACCCAAAUAUUGUUUAAUUAGUAUUAUUUCCUUGGAGAUAAUGGAGUUUGGAGGUCAGUAGCAGAUGAGCUUGGAG
Molecule: messenger RNA, 5534 nt
Organism: Melospiza georgiana
Lineage: Eukaryota; Metazoa; Chordata; Aves; Passeriformes; Passerellidae
Gene: TMEM170B
Product: transmembrane protein 170B
Exons: 3
Coding region: 435-833 (132 amino acids)
Biological process (GO): negative regulation of canonical Wnt signaling pathway
Cellular component (GO): plasma membrane
Source: RefSeq, a predicted model, not a curated record